Molecule: messenger RNA, 1788 nt
Organism: Rana temporaria (common frog)
Lineage: Eukaryota; Metazoa; Chordata; Amphibia; Anura; Ranidae
Product: E3 ubiquitin-protein ligase TRIM39-like
Exons: 2
Coding region: 168-1715 (515 amino acids)
Molecular function (GO): protein binding; zinc ion binding
Source: RefSeq, a predicted model, not a curated record
GGGUGGGACGGCAGUCACAUGACCAGGAAGUCAAACUAUUUCUGACUGCGGAGAGGGAGUUGGAAGACUCAUUAUUGGAAGCAACUGAAGUUGAUGAUUCAGCUCUGUGGAGUCUCUGAACCAAAAAAAGAUUUCUGAAGAAGACGAUAACCCAAAGAGCGGCUACAAUGGCGUCUGCUAAUCUGAGAGACGAGCUGAGCUGCUCCAUCUGUCUGAACGUUUAUACAGAUCCGGUAACACUGAGAUGUGGACACAACUUCUGCCGGGAAUGUAUUGACCGUGUGCUGGAUUCUCAGGAGGCCUCUGGACUUUAUACCUGUCCGGAGUGCAGAGAGGAGUUCCAGGAGCGACCUGUACUGUAUAAUGCUAGAGCUCUACGGAACAUAGCGGAGAUCCUUUUUAUUUCUCAGCCCAAUCAGGAAGAGAUGGGAAUCUAUUGUACUUACUGUGUGGAUUCUCCUGUACCGGCUAUAAAGUCCUGCCUGCACUGUGAAAAUUCUCUGUGCGGCAAACAUCUGAGAGUCCACGCCAAGUCACCAGAACACGUCUUAUCGGAUCCCACCAACACCCCGGGGAACAGAAAAUGCUCCAUCCAUAAAAAGAUUGUGGAGUAUUACUGCACCGAGGAAAGGGUUUGUAUCUGUGUUUACUGUAUUGCCGAGGGAGAACACAAAUUACACCCGGUGGAAAAACUGCACGAGGCCUCUGAGAAGAAGAAGGAGAAGCUGAGGAAAGAUCUGGAGAUGAUGGCCUCAAAUAAAGCAUGGGCUGAGAAACAAGUCCAGAUUCUGCAGGAACGCAGGACAGACUUCCAAGAAAAAGCAGCCGGCGUAACAGAGAGAGUCGCUGCCCUCUUCAGAGAAGUCAGGAGAGAGCUGGAAGAACUCGAGAAAAAAAUCCCAAGUGACAUUUCCGUAAAGGCAGAGAAGAUUUCACUCUCCCUGUCCAAUCUAAUCCAACAGCUGGAGAUACAGAAGGACGAGCUGUCCGGGAAGAUGAGACACAUCGAGAAAUUGUAUAAAACCACCGACCCGAUAACCAUCCUGAAGGAUCCGAACUCAGACGGAGAGGACAUCUCUCAUACCAAACAGGAGGAUAAUAUGGACACCAUGAUUCCUAGUGAAGGCAACUUUCAUGAGGAUCUCAUCGCAGACAGAUUACACAAAUUAUCAGAUUUAAUAAAAGACAUUCACGUCUCUAUUCAGCAACCAGAAGGAGUUUUGCUUGACGAGGAAACCGCCGCUAAUGAUAUACAGAUUUUAGGAGAUUUGAAAACGGCAUCUUUGUCAGCAGUAUCAUUAAAUCGUCCAGGAACUCCCCAAAGAUGUAAGAACUAUCAGGUCCUAAGCAGGAGAAGUUUUUCUUCGGGGUGGCAUUCCUGGGAGGUGGACACGAGCAAUUCCACUGGAUGGAGAGUCGGGCUGUGUUAUCCCAGCAUGGACAGGAAAUCCUUUAUUGGGGAUAAUGAGGACUCCUGGUGUUUACGAAGGGGUUUAAAUGAAUAUAACUAUGUACAUGAAACGAAACGUAUGCCGAUUCUUCACAAGCCUAACAGUCAUAUAUUCAGGAUCUGUCUGGAUUAUGAGGCCGGGCGGAUCUCCUUUUACGAGCUGAGUGACCCGAUCAGACACCUCCACACCUUCACCACCACCUUCACCGAGCCCCUCCAUCUUGCGAUUUGUAUUUCAGAUGGAUCAAUGGCAAUUACCAGCUAGGAAUAUACAGUGGAACCUCGGUUUUACGAGUAACGUGGUUAACAAGCAUUUUGAAAGACGAGCAACUUUUAAA